This is a messenger RNA of Exophiala xenobiotica, 409 nucleotides long. RefSeq lists its product as uncharacterized. The transcript has a single exon. The record is from RefSeq and is a predicted model, not a curated record. NCBI's taxonomy places the organism in Eukaryota, Fungi, Ascomycota, Eurotiomycetes, Chaetothyriales, Herpotrichiellaceae. The coding region runs from base 1 to 303 and encodes 100 amino acids.
AUGGGUGUAGGCUUUCGAACGUCGGUCGACCCAAAUGCUCCGAAACCGAAGACUACGCCUCUUGGCUACGAACCUGAAGACCUGGAAACGCGCCUUCAAUACGUUCGAGCUCUCAGAGCCAAGCGCGGCAUCACUUCUAGGCAAGCUGCAUGGGACGAAACCUACGAGCAGGUCCCCUCUCAAGUGCUAGGAGCCAGUCAGGAUCAUACUAUCAGUCAGGCAAUUCUACUUCCAGCCUUCAGUUCGUCUGGUGCUGGCAUGAUCUCUCACCAUCCGGUGAAGAAGGAGACGCUGCGCAAGUAGGUGGAUUGGCCGACUUGAAUACACUCUCCCUCGUCCAACGACUCAUCAAGAUCCCGGGUCGAAGAAAUCGAUGAAUUCAAGGGGUUUGUCAGUGAUAGUGAUAGUG